AGCUUCAAACUUCUCUAUAUAAACACCUCUUGCAUAGAAUUGUUCACGACUGAAGAAAUAGAAAUCAAAAUCACCGCAAACUACAUUUCAAUUCAAUCACUCCUCGAUCUACUGCUACUUUGAGAAAUCAACAACAAUACAAUGGCUUUCAGAAUAAUUGGUUUGAACGAUCCAAUUUUCUCAGGUUUUGAAGACAUAUUUGAUGUACAAGAUCACGAAGUUGAAAAAUCAGCGACACCAUCAAAGAAGUAUGUAAGAGAUGCGAAAGCAAUGGCAGCAACACCAGCUGAUAUUAAGGAGUACCCAGAUUCGUAUGUGUUUGUAGUUGACAUGCCAGGGUUGAAAUCAGAGGAAAUCAAAGUUCAAGUGGAAGAUGAUAACGUGCUUGUCGUGACUGGAGUGCGUCAAAGAGAAAGCGAGAGGGAGAAAGAAGUGAAAUAUGUGAGGAUGGAAAGAAGGAUUGGGAAGUUUAUGAGGAAAUUUGUUCUCCCUGAGAAUGCAAAUCUUGAUGCAAUUUCAGCUGUCUGUGUUGAUGGUGUUCUUACUAUUACUGUUCAGAAGUUGCCUCCACCUGAACCUAAGAAGCCUAAGACUAUCCAGGUCACAGUUGGGUGAAAAAAAUGUUGUGUGCAGUACUAGAUGUGAUCAAAAUGAAUGUCUGUUUUUUUUUUCUUCUUUCUUUUGUGUGUGGGGGUGUGUCGGGGGGUUUAGAGUCCUGUACUUUUGUCAAAAUUAAAUAAAAUCUUAAGUUUGUUGGGAAAAUAAUUAUUUUGA
Papaver somniferum (opium poppy) is the source of this 774-nucleotide messenger RNA. Its product is annotated as 17.1 kDa class II heat shock protein-like. Gene Ontology annotation, biological process: response to salt stress; protein folding; protein complex oligomerization. NCBI's taxonomy places the organism in Eukaryota, Viridiplantae, Streptophyta, Magnoliopsida, Ranunculales, Papaveraceae. The transcript has a single exon. The record is from RefSeq and is a predicted model, not a curated record. Bases 142 to 615 code for a protein of 157 amino acids.